GGAAAUUGUAGUGUACACAAUUCAUAACCUCUACUAUGUUUAUUUAAGUAUUUAAUUGUUAAUUUUGCUUUAAUUUUUAGUAUUAUUUUUUGUAAAAUGUUUUAUUUAAAAAUAUCUAGUUUUUUAAGACUUCUCAAGGUGUUAUUAAGAUUACAUUUUAUACGUUUAUUGCACAUACCGUCGAAAAAUGUAUUUCAAAACAAGGAACAAAUUCAGGAAAAGACUGUAUCAAGAAAAAUGUCUUCCACAAGUGCCAGGGGACAGAUUUUAUCUGGAACAGAAAUUGCCAAAGAAAUAAAAGAACAAUUAACCUUAGAUGUGGCCAAUAUUAGACAAAAGUUACCACAAUUUCAGCCAGGUUUGGCUAUUGUACAAGUAGGGGGUAGAGAGGACUCAAAUGUAUAUAUUCGUAUGAAAAUAAAAGCAGCUUCUGAGAUUGGUAUCAAAGCUGAACAUGUCAAGUUACCAAAGUCCACCACAGAAGUUGAACUCUUGAAUAAAUUAAAUAAACUAAAUGCUGAUCCAAAUAUCCAUGGCAUCAUUGUACAGAUGCCAUUAGACAGUGAUAAUAAAAUAGACUCCCACCUUAUAACUGACAGUGUAUGCCCUGAGAAGGAUGUUGACGGUUUAAACACCAUAAACGAAGGACGCACAGCCAUCGGCGACCUUUCAAGUUUUGUUCCGUGCACCCCCAAUGGAGUAAUUGAACUGAUCAAAAGAUCUGGAAUUAAAAUAGCAGGCGCUGAUGCCGUUGUUCUGGGCAGAAGUAAAAUUGUUGGCACACCGGCCUCCGAAUUGUUGAAAUGGCAUCACGCUACCGUCACGGUAUGCCACUCGAAAACCAAAGAUUUAAAACAACAGUGUCUAAAAGCCGAUAUUUUGGUUGUUGGUAUUGGGCAACCUGAACUAGUUAAAGGCGACUGGGUAAAACCUGGAGCAGUUGUUAUCGAUUGCGGAAUUAAUGCCAUACCAGACUCAACCAAAAAAUCUGGCCAACGCUUGGUCGGAGAUGUGGCCUACGAAGAAGCCAAGAAAAACGCUUCCUACAUCACCCCUGUACCUGGUGGUGUGGGACCAAUGACAGUUGCCAUGUUAAUGAAAAAUACCGUACAAAGCGCCCAAUUAUCGGCCGACAAGAUUUUAAACACCAAGUGGAACCUGAGGCAUUUACCUUUGAGAUUGCAAAAUCCCGUGCCCAGCGAUAUUGCCAUUUCCAGGGCACAAGAACCCAAGAACAUCAUGCAAUUGGCCGAAGAAAUUGGAUUGUAUGGUGGAGAGGUUUCCCCUUAUGGUAGCAAGAAGGCUAAGGUGUCCUUGAGUGUUUUGGAAAGGCUUAAGAAUAACAAAAAUGGCAAAUAUGUGGUUGUAACAGCAAUUACUCCAACUCCAUUUGGUGAAGGAAAAAGUACCACUCUUUUGGGUUUGGUGCAAGCUUUAUCCAGUCAAUUGCACAAAAACGUAUUUGCUACUCUAAGGCAGCCUUCUCAAGGUCCCACAUUUGGAAUUAAAGGUGGCGCUGCUGGAGGCGGAUACUCUCAAGUAAUUCCAAUGGAAGACAUGAACCUUCAUUUGACAGGCGAUAUCCACGCCAUAACAGCCGCAAACAAUUUAUUGGCCGCUCAAUUGGACGCCCGUAUCUUCCACGAAGCCACGCAGGCAGAUAAGGCUCUAUUUGACCGUUUGGUACCCGUUAUUAAAGGCGAAAGAAAAUUUUCACCCAUUCAAUUGAGAAGAUUGCUAAGAUUGGGCAUCAACAAGACCGAUCCAAACGCUUUGACUGAAGAGGAGAAAACUAAAUUCGCUAGGCUUAACAUCGACUCCAACAAUGUUACCUGGGAUAGAGUUUUGGAUAUUAACGAUAGAUACCUUCGUGAAAUCACCGUUGGACAAUCACCAACCGAAAAGGGAUUGACAAGGAAAACCGGUUUUACCAUCAGCGUUGCCAGUGAGAUUAUGGCCAUCCUCGCCUUGGCAACCGAUUUGAAGGACUUUAAGCACAGGCUUUCCAAAAUGAUUGUUGCUUUUGAUAAGUCCGGCAACCCUGUAACAGCCGAUGAUUUGGGCAUGACGGGGGCUUUGAUGGUGCUUCUUUUGGAUACUGUACAACCCACGUUGUUGCAAACUUUGGAGGGAUCUCCUGUAUUUGUCCACGCUGGACCUUUCGCUAAUAUUGCGCACGGUUCAAAUUCCAUCAUAGCCGAUAAAAUAGCCAUGAAGUUGGUUGGAGAAAAUGGUUUUGUAGUAACCGAAUGUGGAUUCUCCUCCGAUAUAGGAAUGGAGAAGUUCUUCAACAUCAAAUGCAGAACUUCGGGGGAUGUUCCCAAUGCUGUAGUGCUGGUGGCCACUGUAAGAGCAUUGAAAAUGCAUGGUGGCGGCCCUACAGUAACACAGGGUGCUCCAUUACCAGAAGAAUACACCCAGGAAAACGUGGAGUUGCUCAGAAAAGGACUACCAAAUAUGUUGCAACACAUUAGUAAUGCUACCAAAUAUGGUGUACCAGUAGUAGUGGCCAUAAAUCACAGAGACGGUGACACUGAUGCAGAAGUGCAACUUAUAGCAGAAGAGGCCAUAAAAGCUGGAGCUUUUAACGCAGUAGUUUCAAGACACUGGGCUCAAGGUGGACUUGGGGCUAAGGCCCUUGCUGAAGCUGUGGUAAAGGCUUCCGAGAAACCAAGUAAUUUUAAAUUCCUGUAUGACUUAAAUUUAAGUUUAGAGGAAAAAGCCAACACAAUUGCCAAAGAAAUGUAUGGUGCCGGUAAAGUUACAUUCAACGAAAAAGCUGCUGGUAAAUUGAAAAAAUAUCAAGAACAAGGUUAUGGAAAACUACCAAUUUGUAUGGCCAAAACACAAUCUUCCUUGACAGGAGACCCAAAAAUUAAAGGUGCCCCUAAAGGCUUCACCAUAGAUAUUUUUGAUGUAUCUAUUUCCGCUGGUGCUGAAUUCGUUAUUAUGAUGGCUGGAGAGAUCAACAAAAUGCCUGGAUUACCUACUAGACCAGCAAUUUACGAUAUUGACGUGGAUACAGAAACCGGCGAAAUAAGUGGACUAUUUUAAAUGUUCAUUUAAAAAGUUACGUGUGAUUUUUAUAAAAUAAAAUUUAUAUUUGAGAUA
Brassicogethes aeneus is the source of this 3111-nucleotide messenger RNA. Lineage: Eukaryota; Metazoa; Arthropoda; Insecta; Coleoptera; Nitidulidae. The record is from the annotation of a GenBank genome assembly.